AUGAUAGUUAAAAAAGUUGUUACUGGCUUCAUGAUGAUUGGGUUAGCUACUGAAGUCUGGUCGCACGUUGAAAUAGAAGCCGAUGAUUACUUCUUUCCAAUAGAACCGGUAACCAAUUUCUGCUCGAUGUCGGAUAAAUGCUGGCACGACUUUGUGCCAAUCUGUGGUCAGGACGUCAUGGGUGUCAUCAGAAUGUUCAAUGAUAAUUGUGACUUAUUCGAAUACAAUUGCGAUGAGAAAAAACAAUUUCGGCAUGUGAAGAUGGAAAUAUGUAAAAUGGAGCCUCCCACUGAAUCAUCAAAAUAA
This is a messenger RNA of Spodoptera littoralis (African cotton leafworm), 306 nucleotides long. The record is from the annotation of a GenBank genome assembly. Lineage: Eukaryota; Metazoa; Arthropoda; Insecta; Lepidoptera; Noctuidae.